This is a messenger RNA of Fundulus heteroclitus (mummichog), 2311 nucleotides long. It is a transcript of the gene pyroxd1, whose product is annotated as pyridine nucleotide-disulphide oxidoreductase domain 1. Gene Ontology annotation, molecular function: flavin adenine dinucleotide binding; oxidoreductase activity. The coding region runs from base 248 to 1753 and encodes 501 amino acids. The transcript is spliced from 13 exons. The record is from RefSeq and is a predicted model, not a curated record. Lineage: Eukaryota; Metazoa; Chordata; Actinopteri; Cyprinodontiformes; Fundulidae.
CUAAAUGUAAAUACGGAAGUGACGUGUUGAGACGUUACACCGCAGAGUGCUGAAACAGGCUUGCUAUUUUUACCUUGAAGUAGUUUACAUUCUAAGACCAAUGUUUAGUGUUAAAAGUUGUCUUGAAGUUUAUUUAUUUUCGGAUUAAACAUAAAAAAGGCUUUAGGCUGUUUAAACUUCUCCAUGGGUUAAAGGCGAUGCUUUCUAAAGAGCUAGUUUUACUGUUAGCUUGGUAGCUUUACGAGUCAUGGAGAGUAAAAAAGAGAAGAUGUUUAAGUUUGUGGUUGUCGGAGGAGGCAUUGCGGGAGUGACAUGCGUGGAGCAGCUAUCAUCUCAGUUUCCAUCAGAGGACGUGGCUCUGAUUACAGCAGGUCCCCACAUAAAGGCAGUGACCAACUAUAAGCAGGUGUCCAGAACACUGGAGGAGUUUGAUGUGGAGGAGAAACCAUCCAGCGUUCUGGAGGAGAAGUUUCCCAACCUGACUGUCAUCCACUCUGCUGUCAAAUCACUCCACACACAUUCACAUUGUGUGGAAACCGCAGACGGUCGAGUGUUUGGGUACAAGAAGCUUUGUAUAUGCAGCGGUGCCCGUCCAAAGCUCCUGAAGCAGGAGAACCCUCAUGUGCUAGGAAUCCGGGACACAGACAGCGCACAGGAGUUCCAAAAGCGCCUAUCCAAAGCAAGGAGAAUCGUUGUUGUCGGAAACGGAGGCAUCGCCUUGGAAUUAGUGUAUGAGGUGAAGGGCUGUGAGGUGAUCUGGGCCGUGAAGGACAAAGCCAUCGGAAACACCUUCUUUGAUGCCGGGGCGGCGCAGUUCCUCGUCCCGUCGCUCGAGGCCGACAGAGCGGAGUCGGCCGCCCCGUGCAAGAGGACGUGCUACACCACGGAGGAGCCGGCGCCCGAGGCUGCGCAGACCUUCAGCGCAGAUGAAUAUUCCCGCGGGCAGAAUCCUGGUACCGUGGAGUCUGGCAGUGCUCUCGGCCCGGAUUGGCAUCGCGGCAUCGAGCUGCAAGGAGCUGAGCAGGUGACCCGCAGAGUUUCAGUGGAAUACCAGUGUGAAGUGGAUCAGAUCCUCACCUCAGAGGAGUUUCUCCUCUCCUCAACGCCAACUCUAAAACCUGACACUGCAGGAUCCUGGCCGGUUUACGUCCUGCUGACAAACGGCAAGACAUUUGGCUGCGAUUUUGUCGUCAGCGCCACCGGGGUCGUUCCGAACACAGAGCCGUUUCUCCACGGCAACAACUUUUCAUUGGCAACUGAUGGUGGCCUUCAAGUAGACGAUCACAUGAUGGCCUUAGAGCCCGACGUGUACGCUGCAGGAGACGUGUGCACUGCCGGCUGGGACCACAGCCCACUUUGGCAGCAGAUGCGCCUGUGGACGCAGGCUCGUCAGAUGGGCUGGUACGCAGGCCGCUGCAUGGCGGCCGACGUCCUCUCCGAGCCGAUCGAGCUGGACUUCUGCUUCGAACUCUUUUCACAUGUCACCAAGUUCUUUAACUACAAGGUCGUCCUGCUGGGGAAAUUUAAUGCCCAGGGCCUGGGGUCCAAUCAUGAGCUGCUUGUUCGUUGCACCAAAGGCCAGGAGUACAUCAAGGUGGUCCUCAGCGGGGGCAGGAUGGUGGGGGCAGUGCUGAUUGGAGAAACUGACUUGGAGGAGACUUUUGAAAACCUGAUCCUCAACCAGAUGGACCUGACGGCGUACGGGGAGGAGCUGCUCAACCCCAACAUCGAUAUCGAGGACUACUUUGAUUAAUCGCUGCUGACAUGUUUGGGACCCUGGAGCCUCCGAUGAAGCACAGAGGGCUCCUUCAUUGUCCGGAGAACAAUGAGAUUUGCUAUUCUCACUAUCCAAAUUUCAGAAUGUAUACUUAUUUUAUUAUCAAGAAGAUAAAAAUAUGUAUUUCUGACUAAUUGAGCCCUUUUGCUUUGGUUACGUCCCCCAUCUUCUCCAACUCAUUGAUCAUUUGUUGUUGAAUUAAUGCAAAGAUGAAGGCUAAUUCAAACAUAAAACCUAUAACCUUAUAACCAUUGGCCCUACAACCCGCUGUCAAAAUGGGACACUGGGUUAUUUCAGGAUUGUCACGUAAAUAAAUAAAAAAACACUGUGUGCUCAAAUGCCCAUAAUGUUCUCAAACCUGUCGGGGAAAGAAAAGUCUUGAAAAAACAACACUGGACAGUGUUGUGCACAUGAAUUCUCAUAAUGCCAUACUGUUGUUAUGGAAGGUUUACAUGUUAAAAGGUAACUUUGUAUCAGUGCAAAUUUAUUUUUGUGCUAUAAUUAUUUAAAGAAAUAAAUAAUUUAAAGAAAAUA